This is a messenger RNA of Myxocyprinus asiaticus (Chinese sucker), 4089 nucleotides long. Its product is annotated as mucin-2-like. NCBI's taxonomy places the organism in Eukaryota, Metazoa, Chordata, Actinopteri, Cypriniformes, Catostomidae. The coding region runs from base 1 to 4089 and encodes 1362 amino acids. The record is from RefSeq and is a predicted model, not a curated record. The transcript has 3 exons.
AUGACAACAACUAGUGCUCCUACAAGCACAACUGUGGUUUCCACAACAACACCCCUGACAACUACAACAAUUAAAACAUCCAUGACCACAGCCCCAACAACUCCAACAAACACGACUGAGGCAACCACAACAAAUGCUCCAACUACAACACCACUUCCAACAACAACAACAACUAAUGCUCCUACAAGCACAACUGUGGUUUCCACAACAACACCCCUGACAACUACAACAAUUCAAACAACCAUGUCCACAGCUCCAACAAGCACGACUGAGAUGUUGACAACCACACAACAAAUUCCUGCUACAACAACUGUUUCUCCUACAAGCACAACUUUGUCUUCCACAACAACAUCUUCAACCACAGCUCCAACAACCACAACUGCGGCUCCCACAACCACAACAAAUUCUCCAACUACAACACCUAUUCAAACAACAACAACAACUAAUGUUCCAUCAACCACAACUUUGCUUUCCACAACAACACUCCCAACAACUACAGCACUUCCAACAACAACAACCACUGCUCCAACAAGCACAACGGAGACAUCGACAACCACACUGCAAAUUCCAACUACAACAACAACUGUUUCUCCUACAAGCACAACUGUGGCUUCCACAACAUUACCUUCAACAACAUCUCCAAUAACCACGACUGAGGCAACCACAACACCACUUCCAACAAUUACAACAACUAAUGCUCCUACAAGCACAACUGUGGUUUCCACAACAACACCCCUGACAACUACAACAAUUGAAACAUCCAUGACCACAGCCCCAACAAGCACGACUGAGACGUCGACAACCACUACGCGAAUUCCAACUACAACAACUGUUUCUCCUACAAGCACAACUGUGGCUUCUACAACAACACCUUCAACAACAGCUCCAACAACCAUGACUGAGGCAACCACAACAAAUGCUCCAACUACAACACCACUUCCAACAACAACAACAACUAAUGCCCCUACAAGCACAACUGUUGUUUCCACAACAACACCCCUGACAACUACAACAAUUCAAACAACCAUGUCCACAGCUCCAACAAGCACGACUGAGACGUUGACAACCACACAACAAAUUCCAGCUACAACAACUGUUUCUCCUACAAGCACAACUUUGUCUUCCACAACAACAUCUUCAACCACAGCUCCAACAACCACAACUGCGGCUCCCACAACCACAACAAAUUCUCCAACUACAACACCUAUUCAAACAACAACAACAACUAAUGAUCCAUCAACCACAACUUUGCUUUCCACAACAACACUCCCAACAACUACAGCACUUCCAACAACAACAACCACUGCUCCAAAAAGCACAACGGAGACAUCGACAACCACAAUGCAAAUUCCAACUACAACAACAACUGUUUCUCCUACAAGCACAACUGUGGCUUCCACAACAUUACCUUCAACAACAUCUCCAAUAACCACGACUGAGGCAACCACAACAAAUGCUCCAACCACAACACCACUUCCAACAAUGACAACAACUAGUGCUCCUACAAGCACAACUGUGGUUUCCACAACAACACCCCUGACAACUACAACAAUUAAAAUAUCCAUGACCACAGCCCCAACAAGCACGACUGAGACGUUGACAACCACACAACAAAUUCCAGCUACAACAACUGUUUCUCCUACAAGCACAACUGUGGCUUCUACAACAACCAUGACUGAGGCAACCACAACAAAUGCUCCAACUACAAUACCUAUUCAAACAACAGCAACAACUAAUGUUCCAACAACAACAACUUUGCUUUCUACAACAACACUCCCAACAACUACAGCACUUCCAACAACAACAACCACUGCUCCAACAAGCACAACGGAGACAUCGACAACCACACUGCAAAUUCCAACUACAACAACAACUGUUUCUCCAACAAGCACAACUGUGGCUUCCACAACAUUACCUUCAACAACAUCUCCAAUAACCACGACUGAGGCAACCACAACACCACUUCCAACAAUGACAACAACUAAUUCUCCUACAAGCACAACUGUGGUUUCCACAACAACACCCCUGACAACUACAACAAUUGAAACAUCCAUGACCACAGCCCCAACAAGCACGACUGAGACGCGAAUUCCAACUACAACAAAUGUUUCUCCUACAAGCACAACUGUGGAUUCUACAACAACACCUUCAACAACAGCUCCAACAUCCAUGACUGAGGCAACCACAACAAAUGCUCCAACUACAACACCACUUCCAACAACAACAACAACUAAUGCCCCUACAAGCACAACUGUGGAUUCCACAACAACACCCCUGACAACUACAACAAUUGAAACAUCCAUGACCACAGCCCCAACAAGCACGACUGAGACAUUGACAACCACACAACAAAUUCCAGCUACAACAACUGUUUCUCCUACAAGCACAACUGUGGCUUUUACAACAACACCUUCAACAACAGCUCCAACAACCAUGACUGAGGCAACCACAACAAAUGCUCCAACUACAAAACCUAUUCAAACAACAACAACAACUAAUGUUCCAAUAACAACAGCUUUGCUUUCCACAACAACACUCCCAACAACUACAGCACUUCCAAUAACAAAAACCACUGCUCCAACAAGCACAACUGAGAGGUCGACAACCACACUGCAAAUUCCAACUACAACAUCUGUUUCUCCUACAAGCACAAAUUUGGCUUCUACAACAACACCUUCAACAACAGCUCCAACAACCAUGACUGAGGCAACCACAACAAAUGCUCCAACUACAACACCACUUCCAACAACGACAACAACUAAUGCUCCAACAGGCACAACUGUGGUUUCCACAACAACACCCCUGACAACUACAACAAUUCAAACAACCAUGUCCACAGCUCCAAAAAGCACGACUGAGAUGUUGACAACCACACAACAAAUUCCUGCUACAACAACUGUUUCUUCUACAAGCACAACUUUGUCUUCCACAACAACAUCUUCAACCACAACUCCACCAACCACAACUGCGGCUACCACAACCACAACAAAUUCUCCAACUACAACACCUAUUCAAACAACAACAACAACUAAUGUUCCAUCAACCACAACUUUGCUUUCCACAACAACACUCCCAACAACUACAGCACUUCCAACAACAACAACCACUGCUCCAACAAGCACAACGGAGACAUCGACAACCACACUGCAAAGUCCAACUACAACAACAACUGUUUCACCAACAAGCACAACUGUGGCUUCCACAACAUUACCUUCAACAACAUCUCCAAUAACCACGACUGAGGCAACCACAACAAAUGCUCCAACCACAACACCACUUCCAACAAUGACAACUAAUGCUCCUACAAGCACAACUGUGGUUUCCACAACAACACCCCUGACAACUACAACAAUUCAAACAACCAUGUCCACAGCUCCAACAAGCACGACUGAGAUUUUGACAACCACACAACAAAUUCCAGCUACAACAACUGUUUCUCCUACAAGCACAACUGUGGCUUCUACAACAACACAUUCAACAACAGCUCCAACAACCACGACUGAGGCAACCACAACAAAUGCUCCAACCACAACACCACUUCCAACAAUGACAACAACUAAUGCUCCUACAAGCACAACUGUGGUUUCCACAACAACACCCCUGACAACUACAACAAUUCAAACAACCAUGUCCACAGCUCCAACAAGCACGACUGAGAUUUUGACAACCACACAACAAAUUCCAGCUACAACAACUGUUUCUCCUACAAGCACAUCUGUGGCUUCUACAACAACACAUUCAACAACAGCUCCAACAACCACGACUGAGGCCACCACAACAAAUGAUCCAACCACAACACUACUUCCAAAAAUGACAACAACUAGUGCUCCUACAAACACAACUGUUGUUUCCACAACAACAGCCCUGACAACUACAACAAUUGAAACGUCCAUGACCACAGCCCCAACAAGCAUGACUGAGAUGUCGACAAGCACUACGCAAAUUCCAACUACAACAACUGUUUCUCCUACAAGCACAACUGUGGCUUCAACAACAACACCUUCAACAACAUCUCCAACAACCAUGACUGAGCACAACUGUGGCUUCUACAACAACACCUUCAACAACAGCUCCAACAACCAUGACUGA